Diaporthe amygdali is the source of this 1845-nucleotide messenger RNA. Its product is annotated as glycosylhydrolase family 13-2. NCBI's taxonomy places the organism in Eukaryota, Fungi, Ascomycota, Sordariomycetes, Diaporthales, Diaporthaceae. Gene Ontology annotation, molecular function: calcium ion binding; alpha-amylase activity; starch binding. Gene Ontology annotation, biological process: carbohydrate catabolic process. The transcript is spliced from 4 exons. The record is from RefSeq and is a predicted model, not a curated record. Bases 1 to 1845 code for a protein of 614 amino acids.
AUGAUUCUCGGCCCUCUACUCCCCCUGCUUGUAGCGGCUACUUUUGUCGCGCCAGCCAUAUCCCUCACGCCCGCAGGAUGGCGGGCACAGAGCAUUUAUCAGGUCAUGACUGACCGCUUUGCUCGAACCGACCUGUCAACGACGGCGACUUGUGAUGCCUCUCAAGGAGUCUAUUGUGGUGGCACGUGGAAGGGCUUGAUCAGCAAGCUGGACUACAUUCAGGGAAUGGGCUUUACAGCUAUAUGGAUUUCCCCUUUUGUCGAGCAGAUGUCUGGAGACACGACAGACGGCUCAUCGUACCAUGGCUACUGGGCACAGAAUAUAUAUGCGGUCAACUCAGCCUUCGGCACAUCCAGUGAUCUCGUCGCGCUUUCUGCGGCUCUCCAUAGUCGGGGAAUGUACCUGAUGUUAGAUGUCGUUACGAACCAUUACGCCUGGAAUGGCUGUAGUAGUUGCGUCGACUACAGCGUCUUCGACCCUUUUAACUCAAAGUCAUACUUUCACGACCCGUGCUCCAUCAACUACGACAAUCAGACCUCCAUCCAGGUAUGCUGGCAAGGCGAUGAAGUCGUUUCCCUCCCGGACCUGCGCACCGAGGAUAGCGACGUCUUGAACACCUUCAAUAGUUGGAUCAAAGACGUCGUGGCCACUUACAACAUCGACGGGAUUCGGCUUGAUAGCGCUAAGCAUGUCGACGACGCCUUCUUGCCCAGCUUCGAGGAUGCAUCAGGGGUGUACAUCGUUGGUGAGGUAUUCAAUGGCGAUCCAACUUAUGUUAUUCCCUACCAGCAGUACCUUAGUGGCUUGAUCAACUAUCCUACAUAUUAUUGGAUUACGCGAGCUUUUCAAUCGACCUCGGGCAGUAUCUCUGACCUGGCUAAUGGAAUCAACACUAUGAAGAGUCAAGCGACUGAUUUGAGCUUAUACGGCUCGUUCCUAGAGAACCACGAUAAUGUCCGCUUCCCCUCGCUCACUAGCGAUAUGAGCCUCGCCAAGAGCGCAAUCGCUUUCACGAUGCUUAUGGAUGGCAUACCGAUCAUAUAUGAGGGCCAAGAACAACACUACCAAGGCGGGGACACUCCCAACAACAGGGAAGCCAUCUGGCUGUCUGGCUAUGAUACCUCGGCAGAGCUAUACAAGUGGAUUACCAACCUGAAUGCUAUUCGCAAGUUGGCCAUCUCAAAAGACUCAACGUAUCUGGACUACUCGGCCUGGCCCAUCUACACGGACUCUCAUACCAUUGCUAUGCGCAAAGGGUACACCGGUUAUCAGAUCGUCGGUGUGUACAGUAACGUUGGCUCGAGCGCGAGCACGACAGUCACCCUCACGGCUGCGAACACGGGUUUCACUGCCGGCCAGGCCCUGACGGACGUGAUGAGCUGCACUUCUUUCACCGCCGGGUCGAGCGGUGAUUUGGCAGUGACAAUUAGCGGCGGUGUGCCAAGAGUGUUCUACCCGACUGCAGCACUCAGCGGGAGUGGCAUUUGUGGAGGCGGCUCGCCCGCGCCAACCACCACGACGUCGGCAGCAGGCUGUACCGCGACGUCAGUCCCCGUCACCUUCAACGAGCUCGUGACGACUUCCUAUGGGACGACGAUCAAGUUAUCCGGCAGCGUCGCAGCCCUAGGCAGCUGGGACACCAGCAAGGCCAUCGCGCUAGACGCUUCCCAGUACACCUCCGCAAACCCGUUGUGGUACGCAACGGUCAACCUCGCUCCCAGCAGUGUGGUCCAGUACAAAUUUCUCAAGGUCGCGGGGUCCAGCGUUACCUGGGAGGCUGACCCGAAUCACACCCUGACUGUGCCUUGCUCCGCUACCACGGUCGCAUCGAGCUGGCAGUCGUGA